UGAUGAUCGAUGGCCGCAAGCCCCGUCACGUCGUGAUGACGUCACACUAGCACGCCGAACGCCGGUCAUGGAGUAGCCUAGUUUACUUCUCUCUCAAAAGUAUCUGUCUUGGAUUAACACCAAUCGACGGACUCUGAUUAUUCAGAUUCAACUGCAACUGCAACUCAGACAACGUUUGUCCAAAACGAAUCUCUCUCUGGAUCAUAUCUUCAGUUUCCAAACACUGCAGGAACCAGCGGAGAUAUGAGCUCCCCGGCUGAAACAUACACCGCAACCGCUCUUUCCAGCCACCGGACAAAUAAUCUACUGCUUUAGUCACCCGCAAGGGCUGCAGGCCGUCCACCGGUCAAAUUAAGAACUGUUACAAUCCCCGGAUUUAACCGACACUGAGCUUAACAUUGUAUUGCUAAUAGAAGAAAAACUUAAGCACUUGGAAAAACUACGCAAACUGCACAUUCUUGACACACUCUUAACCGAGCUGAAAAACAUGGACGCGGAAUAUAUAGUGGAAACGGUGGAGCUCAAAAAUGUUGUCUCAGAUGUGCAAACCGAAACGUCAAAAAAGAAAACCACCUCUUGAAAGAAUCACUGCUGCACCUUCAAACCAGGUCAAUAAGGGGACAAUUUAAUAUUCAAAGGAAUCCGAUAGAAAAAUGACUAUAACCCCGAAGAGCUCGUGAAAACAUUAAUGAAGAACGAACUAAACAUCCCACAGGAGGCUAAACAACAUUACCUUCGCCCGAGUCUACCGGAUUGGGGGAAAAAGGAGACACACGCCAGCGCGCUCCAAACUUCAGCAGCACCCACCGGACCCAGACCCAUCGUUGCCAAGUUUGAGCAUUUCAAGCAGCGUGAAUACAUCAGAAGGCUCAAAGGUAACGAACAGUUACCGCCUUGACGAGGAGCGACGCAGAGUUGUUUUCCCCAUCUACCACAACAACCGAAGAAACGGCAAUCAGGUGCAGUGCAAGUGUGAAAUGUACAUGGAGGCAGUGAGGAUGGUCACAGCUGGCUGAGGUUCACCCUCUGACCCAGAUCCAGGUUGAAAAGAAGCAGGAGCCAUGAAAGAAGAGUGCAGGGCAGAGGGUGGAGGCGAGGCUCUGUUUGAGGACCCGGACUUCCCCUCGGACGACACGUCCCUGUUCUCUGACAGCUCCACACCCAUCGCCAGGCUGCAGGGAGACAUCACGUGGCGACGCCCACAGGAGAUCUGCCAGUCGCCAACUCUCUUCCCUGACAACAUCAACCUGGGUCAUGCAAAACAAGGCUUAUUAGGAGACUGCUGGUUUCUCUGUGCCUGCACCUUCUUGCUCAAGAACAAACAUCUACUGAACAAGGUUUUGCCUCCAGACCAGCCCCAGUGGGGUGACAGCCGGUACAGGGGCUCCUUCCAGUUUAGUUUUUGGCAGCAGGGACACUGGACAGAGGUGACCAUCGACGACUGCCUGCCCUGUAUCAAUUUCACUCUCUGCUUCUCACGCUGCCACUCCCCCACUGCCUUUUGGGUGGCCCUGUUGGAGAAGGCCUAUGCCAAGCUUCAUGGCUCAUAUGAGCGACUGUGGGCUGGGCAGGUGGCCGAGGCCCUGGUAGAUUUGACUGGGGGCCUGGCGGAGCGCUGGAGCUUGGGAGACUGUGGGUCAGAGGAGGAGCAGAGACCAGAACAGGACAGCGACCAGGUCAAGAGGAGAAGACUGGACCUGAACCUUCUGUAUCCAGUGAAAGAGUGUGCGCUCAGCUGCUCCACUCACAGCAGCCCCGGAGGUGCCAGCGAGCUGGUUCAGUACCAUGCACUCACUGUCAUGGAGUGGUUGGAUGUGAAGACAUUGUCUGGGAGCGAAGUACUGCUGCUCAGGAUCAGAAAUCCCUGGGGAAGAUGCUGCUGGGGAGGUGCCUGGAUAGGGAGUGGUGCCGGUUGGAGCUCUGUCGACCCUGUUUCUGCUUUGGACCUACAAGCCAGAGUGUCCGAGGGCGAGUUCUGGUUGGAUGAGACCGAAUUCCUGUCCCAGUUUGAUGAUGUCACUGUGGGCUACCCCAUCAGUGAUGAGGGGCACCUAAAGAGCAUCUAUACUGGAAAUCUGCUGACACACAACCAUCAGCUGGCUGGCCGAUGGAUGAAAGGGCACUCUGCGGGUGGCAGCCGAAACAGCAGCAGCUAUGGCAGCAACCCUAAGUUUUGGCUCAAAGUGUGUGAGAGAGGAGAGGUGCUGGUAUCCCUGCUACAGCAUAGAAAAUGGAGAAACACGGAGAAAUAUGCACAAACGGCACUCGAGGAUAGCAAGAACACGCACCAACACUACCAGGCUAUCGCUCUACACAUGUGGAAGGUGGAGAAGAAGCGUUUUAAUCUAAGCCGGAUGUUGAACAAACCUCCUUGUGCUUCUACUCACUGCCACGCCUACGAGAGAGAGGUGGUCCUCCAUGGACAGCUGGAGCCCGGAUACUACCUGGUGAUCCCCAGUACCUACCAGCCAGGAGCUGAGGCCCGCUUUCUAAUCAGGGUCUUUUCUUCCUCUUCCACAUCCCUUAGUGCCCUGAAAAGCCCAGCACCUUCACUGCCAUCAACAACAGAUGGAGAGUGGGAGACCAGUUACUUCCAGGGCUCAUGGGUGGAGGGAAGGACGGCUGGAGGAAGCAGGAACUUCCUGUCUCACUGGCAGAACCCAUGCUUCCCUUUUACAGUGUGUGAUGAGUCAGCAGUGACAUCAGGAGUUAAUGUCAGGAUUACCCUGCACCAGAGUCGCCCUGACACUGAUCUGCACCCUAUUGGCUUCCACAUUUAUAAGUUCCCAGAAGGGGAAUCUGAGCAGACAUUACCCAGGGACGAAGAUCCUGUGGCCAGUUGUGUCCCUCACUGCUACACCCAGGAUGUCAGUCUGGCCUGCUGUCUUUCUCCUGGAGCUUACACCAUAGUGCCGUCCACUUAUCAGCCAGACUGCUCGGCAGACUUCACCCUCAGCCUGGCUCGCAGAAUACACAGGAAAGUGGUGAAAAGCCAGGAGAGGCUUGGAAGUGCCAUUCAGGAGACUCGGCCCAGAGCUCUGCUUGGACCUGAACAGUGCCACAGUUUGAAGUUGCCGCAAGGACAGAUGACAAGCAGACGGAUGGAAGGGAUGAAAUGAGGGAUGCGGCACAUCAGAGGAGGCCGGUUCAUAUGAAGAAGCUGUCAGUCCUUUUUGUGUUGAGGCUGUGUGUGUGUUUCAUGUUCUUAUAUCCCGGUGGGGACUUUAACAUGAAUGCAUACUGGGACUUGUGUCACCAUGGGUAGAGACUGCUUUUUGAGGGUUAAGACUUUUAGGGUACAGGUUACAGUUAGGUUAGGGUCAGGGUAAGGGUUAAGGUUAGGCAUUUAGUUGUGAUGGUUAAGGUUAUGGCAAGGUGCUAGGGAAAGCAUUAUGUCAAUGAAACAAACGUAUGUGUGUGUGUGUGUCUGUGUGUGUCUGUGUGCGUGCGUGUCUGCCUGCUAGUACCCAUGUCUGUGUGUCCAAGUCACAGGGUUUCCGAUUAUUCAUUGGAGCCAGUGUUAACAGAGACUUUUACAAAGCUAUAAGUACCUUGUUCGAGUAGUACAGUGCUGUGUAUUUAUUAUGUUUGGGAGUUUGUGAUGAAUAAAAUGAUAAAACAUAAA
This is a messenger RNA of Siniperca chuatsi (mandarin fish), 3625 nucleotides long. It is a transcript of the gene capn10, whose product is annotated as calpain 10. Gene Ontology annotation, cellular component: cytoplasm. The coding region runs from base 1062 to 3119 and encodes 685 amino acids. The transcript is spliced from 13 exons. Gene Ontology annotation, molecular function: calcium-dependent cysteine-type endopeptidase activity. NCBI's taxonomy places the organism in Eukaryota, Metazoa, Chordata, Actinopteri, Centrarchiformes, Sinipercidae. Gene Ontology annotation, biological process: proteolysis. The record is from RefSeq and is a predicted model, not a curated record.